UUGAAUUCUUGAUGUACAAUAUUUUGAACCAUGUAUACUUUUUACCGGUUUUGACUAGUAACACUAGUAAUAGAGCCGAUAAGAACUAAGACGAUUGUUUGCUAAAUCCACGAAGCAAACCACUCCUAGUAAUUUAGAAUGGGUUCCACCAAAAAAAUUGUACAGAAUGGGUUUCGAUUAUGGACUGUGGCACGACUCUUAUUUGUUUUGAUGCAUUGGCCUGUAAUGUGAGGCGGCCCAGUAAUUUUAUUUUUUAUAAGAGAAGCGGCCCAAAAAUUAGCUGCGGCCCAUGACUAAUCGUUUAAAAUGGGCUUGAAGGAAAACCCUAACCCUAGAAGCCUCCAUCCGUUUUCCCGCGCGUGAUACACACCUGCUGGCACCAAGAAAAACGCGGAGGAAAAACUAGUAUUCAAGCGCCGCAGCCGCACUGGCUCCUCCAAAAAUACAUAUUCUCCCACCUCCACCGUCCGAUCUCAUUCCAGCUCAUCGAUCCGCGUCGUCCCAGGUUUCGACGGCCUGGAUCGGAGCUGCAGAGCUACUGGUUCAACACACGAAGCAGCUCGUCUCUGUUCCUCCCCCCUCCCCCAUCCUCUUCGCUGUGCUCCCCAAAAAAAUUUCUGAUUUCAAUAAUUAUUAUUUUCCUGGAAAAGAGAUUUGAAAAUUUCAUUGGCUUCCGUUAGAUUUUCCCGAUCUGUUCGCUGGGGCGGAGAGGCAACAUGAAAAUCACGGAGCUGGAAGGGAAGGAUUUGAAGGAGGAGGUUAUUGCAAUUUCAACCGACGACGACGAGGACGACAGCGACACGGAGGAAGGGGCGGAGGUCGAGGCGCCGGAAGAUGAGGAGGACGUCGACGAUGACGAGGAGGAGGAUGACGACGACGGCGACGACUCCGACGACGAUGAUGACGACGAGGAUGAAGGCGUUGAAGAUGAUGACGACGGUGAGCAGGCCUUGAACGCCGCCGUCGGUCCAGCUGUCGUGUCGGUAGAAGACGAUGACGACGAAGGUGAGAUUGAGAACGAAGAGGAAGCCGAAGGUGGAGAUGACGACGAUGACGACGAUGAGGCCGACGACGACGAGGAGCAGGGAGUGAUCUAUGACGAGAACGAGGACGACGAGGACGAUGUAGAGGAAGGUGUCGAGGAUGACGGAGCCGAGCCCGCGUUGAACUCCUCCGCGGCCCCAGUUGUACAGUCGGUCGACGAUGACGACGAUCUAUUCGGCGAUAACGAGAACGGUGAAGAGGACGUCGAAGAAGGUGAGGAUGACGACGAGGAUGAUGAAGUCGACGACGAAGAUGAUCAGGGAGAGAAAGACGUUGGAGCCGAAUACAUCCUUCGCCGGCGGCCAAAAGAGGAGGAAGACGGGAUUGAUCUGGAACUAGACGAGAACGGAGAGGACGAAGACGACGAUGAGGAAGAAGAGGACUUGGUGGAAGAUGAUGACGAGGAAGAAGCCUCGAGAUCUGCAGCCGCAAAACGGAAAAGAUCGAGCAAGGAUGACUCUGAUGACUCUGAUGAUGCCAGUGAUGGCGGCGAUGAUGGUGAAGAGGACGAGGACGAUCGGCGGCCAUCAAAGCGAUAGGAGGCAGAAUUGUGUUUUUUUCCUGGUGUUCUAUGGAGGAGGGGGAUCACCCAGAAAUUUAACUCUCACAGGUCAAAUCUCUUUUGUCCCUUAUCUCUCCAUGAAAAAACAAAGGAAGAAAAAGAACCCAGUAUUUGCUAUGUGGAGGAGGAAAAAAACUGGGGAAAGGAAUAUUAUCAUCAAUCAGAGUGAUCUGUUGAUUAUCAAGUGGGAUGAGUUUGUCUAGGAGCACUUUCUGUUUGGACAGAAGUUUGUUUUAGGUCAGGAGUUUUGGGCUAAAAGACUUGUUUAGAGUAAUGUUUAGGGAAUUUUAGAAAUGGUAUUUUGUAAAAAUUCUAAUGAUGGUUGUCAACCUAAGCCUAUACAUUAUUUUUCUGCUUGGCCUCUUGAAUUGAACGAACAAAAUGGACUUGAUUGCUCAAUGUGGGUUUCGAUUUGGGGGCAAUGUGGUCUGUAUUGGUUUGUGUGUGUGUGGUUGUUGCAGUUCUGAUAUAAUUUGGUGGUCAUUUUGUAACUUCUGCUGUGGAGUCGAGGGAAUGAUGAAUGUGUCAUCACUCAUGAACCCGUGGCUGCCAGUUUACAUUGUUGUAGGCUGAAUUGUGAUAAUGCAGAGCUGGUAAGGGGAGAAAGGGCUCAACAGAGUCUGCUCGAGCCCAUUGGUUGUUUGGUUGGGUUUGGGGUUAUGAAUCACGAUCGCUGCUUUGCCUGUAAACAAUUGAAGGCAAAGUUUAGGGUAAAAAAGCUAGUAGAAGGGCGGCGGCUACGCGCUUUGGGGCUCUUGUCCUUUGCCUGAAGAUGUAUUGGAACAAGGGUCCCGCCAGCACGAUUGAAGGAGUGGUUCAGCUACUCAAAAUGGCAUAAUCGUAAUUUGAAUGAACUACGGUGGUUUCAAGGUUCGGUUGCUUUUUUCUGUAAUUGCCCUUAACUUGGGUGUCAAUCUGUUCAACAGGGUCGAUUCUCCUACGGAAGGAACUCAUCUACUUGCUCUGCAAACUCAUUUUGACCUUGACCUGGCGAUCUUUAAACUGUGGUGUCCACCUAAAUACCCGCCAUAACAAAAGGCUGCGGACAAUUCAACUGAAAACUCCGUGAAAACCAUCAACGAGACUGUUGAUUUCUAUGUGACAAUUAUGAAAUACACUCUCUGGCUGGAUAAUCUGCUGUACCAUUGACUUUUUAUGAUGAAUCAAGAAGUUGCAGAGAAGCAACUACCUGACCUAAUUCGUUGCGUUGUUGGUGGUGACUUGACGUCUUCCUUUGAGAAAAACCAGCUCUCACAUUCAGUAACAGUGACGGUGACGGUGAGUGAUAUUUAUCAAGCAACAGCCACCACCGAUCAUGCUCAAUUCACUUUUGGAAGGAAAUGUAAAUCAUAGUUUUUACAAAUUCAGAUUUUGCCGUGAAAUACUCGGUCCGAAUUCGUGUAAAGAUCUAAACAUGCACGACAAAACUCAGCAGUACAAAUCUAGUUUGGGCCGGAUCUGCAGUAAGGGUAAGUAGCAGAAAGCCCAGUCUACUAAAGCCCAAUUCCAUAG
Messenger RNA from Linum trigynum, 3118 nucleotides. The record is from the annotation of a GenBank genome assembly. Lineage: Eukaryota; Viridiplantae; Streptophyta; Magnoliopsida; Malpighiales; Linaceae.